Messenger RNA from Durusdinium trenchii, 519 nucleotides. The record is from the annotation of a GenBank genome assembly. Lineage: Eukaryota; Dinophyceae; Suessiales; Symbiodiniaceae.
AUGUCCAUGGAAGAUGUCAUGCUUGUGCCUAUCUCCUUUGCCGUUAUCCUCGGGGUUUUUGCAGUUGUGUCCAUCAUUGUGCUGUACAUACGUGGGCACAGAGACAGAGGCUCGGACCCUGGGCAAGAACAGAGCAAGGCAGCAACAGUCUCUGUUGGCGUUGAAGCAGAUGUAGAGGCGUCAGUACAGGAGAUUUUCUUGCGGGAUGAGGAGACAAUCUGCAUGAUUUGCCUGGAUACAAUCAAAAAAGAUGAGCAUGCCAGACUCAUGGAGCUCGUGGAGCUCGUGGCUAGGGUCUCCAAGUCCCUCACUCUCCUCCUCAACCUCGAGGACAGCUGUACUGCAACCACGCUUUUCAUUCCAGCUGCAUCGUGGAGAUGUGCAAGCGGCAAUGUGAGCAUUCUCAGGUGGAGUGCCCGAUUUGUCGGCACAAGCAACCGAUACGAGUUCGGGGAGAGCCAAUACUGUCUCCUCCUAGAAGAGGGCUCAGUGAGCAAAUUCAUGACAUUCACGACCUAG